AUGCAAGAUGAAGAUGAGCCGGAGCGAGCGCUGGAACCCCUCAGGACUCGAAGAUUCUCCUCUGCUGAUCCGUUUCUUGCUUUGUUUUCCGUUCUUUUGUUUGACGCAGAAGCAAUACCCAUUCAGGGAGUCCGCCCUACGCCCUACACACUACAUCCUACACGCUACGCCCUAUACACUACACACUACACCCUACACGCUAUGCCCUAUACACUACACACAACACCCUAUACACUACACGCUACGCCCUAUACACUACACGCUACGCCCUACACACUACACGCUAUGCCCUACACACUACACCCUACACGCUACAUACUACACCCUACACGCUACGCCCUAUACCCUACACGCUACGCCAUAUACACUACACGCUACGCCCUAUACACUCUACACCCUACACGCUAUGCCCUACACACUACAUCCUACACACUACACGCUACGCCCUAUACACUACACACUACAUCCUACACACUACACCCUAUACGCUACGCCCUAUACACUACACCCUACGGCGACGGAGGGCUGAACAUCAGCGUUUCCCUGCAGGAGCUUAACUCACGCUUAAUAACUGUAGAAACACGUCACGCACAGACUCACAAAAGGCCUGCGGAAUCGAGACAUUUCCCAUCCUUCAGGAAACCACUGCACUUUCUUUCAUAGCCAUGACGAAGACCAGAUGCUUUUCUUAUUUGUUCUAUACAAAACAAUGUGAAUCAUUGCAAUAACAACGAAUGGGCUAAAAAAAACCAGCCGCAACUAUGUGAGAGAAAUUUUACUCAUGUAAAGAAUUUUGAUAACAAAAAAAAAACCUCAUCGGAAAAUAACCUGUCAGAUUUCAGUGUACUGUGUAGAGUUGUGCGCAUAUAACUGUGUGUGAUCUGUAAAAGGGAACUCAAAGACUUGCAUGAUUUUGAAAAAUAAAGCGAUUAUUUAUUGAUGCUUGUAGGUGAGGAUGUGCUUACGAUCA
Molecule: messenger RNA, 970 nt
Organism: Sinocyclocheilus rhinocerous
Lineage: Eukaryota; Metazoa; Chordata; Actinopteri; Cypriniformes; Cyprinidae
Product: putative proline-rich protein 21
Exons: 4
Coding region: 1-663 (220 amino acids)
Source: RefSeq, a predicted model, not a curated record